Molecule: messenger RNA, 4094 nt
Organism: Conger conger (European conger)
Lineage: Eukaryota; Metazoa; Chordata; Actinopteri; Anguilliformes; Congridae
Product: nephronectin
Exons: 13
Coding region: 304-2082 (592 amino acids)
Cellular component (GO): membrane
Molecular function (GO): calcium ion binding
Source: RefSeq, a predicted model, not a curated record
UCCGAUUGCUCUUUAUAUUGCAAAAUAACUUCUACGGAGGGAAGAAAAAAAGUGCACGACUCUUUAACACCGGCAGAGAGCACUCCGUUCCUCAUAUAUUGGUUUUUUUCCCAGAGGCGGCGAACUGUUUCCUCAGCACCGAAACAUAGUAAAUUGUCUGUCUCAAGGACGCCAGCAAAUCUCCGGUGUUGGUCGUGACAAAAACCGUUGGAGCUCACUUUCUUCACUGCUUCAAGACAACAUUUGAAACAUAAAGGCUCAUUUUGUGACCCCAUAUUUGGAUUUUAAGAGGACAUAAAGUGCAUGUACAGUACAAUACAUAUUGACAUGGAAUUAUGGAUAAAGUUCAUGCUGUUGUACAGUUGCUGUAUCGGAUCAAGUGCGGACUUUGACGGCGGGUGGCCCAGGCAGAUGGCCUCCUCCAAUGGACUGUGUCGCUAUGGAUCCAGGAUCGACUGCUGCUGGGGUUGGGCCCGGCGCUCCUGGGGCCACUGUGAGCCGUUCUUCAUCUUAAGGCACAGGGUAGUCGGGAUAAGGUGCCUGCCCCAAGCCCUUUGCCAGCAUGGCUGUAAACACGGGGAGUGUGUCGGACCGAACAAAUGCAAGUGCUACCCAGGGUUCACCGGGAAGACCUGCAAUAAAGAUCUGAAUGAGUGUGGAGUGAAGCCACGGCCCUGCAAGCACAGGUGCAUGAACACCUACGGCAGCUACAAGUGCUACUGCCUGAACGGCUACAUGCUAAUGCCCGACGGAACGUGUGGAAACGCCCGGACCUGCGCCAUGGCAAACUGCCAGUACGGGUGUGAGGUGAUGAAGGGGGAGGUACGCUGCCAGUGCCCGUCGCCAGGGUUACAGCUGGGGCCUGACAGCAGGACCUGUGUGGACGUGGACGAGUGCGCAACCGGCAAAGCCGUGUGUCCAAGGUUCCGAAAGUGCGUCAACACCUUCGGAAGCUACAUCUGCAAGUGCCACGAGGGAUUCGAGCUGCAGUACAUCAAUGGAAAAUACCAGUGCAUCGAUGUGAAUGAGUGCGUCUCCGCCCAGCACCGCUGUGGAAGCUUCUCCAUGUGCUACAACACGCCAGGCUCCUACAAGUGCAAGUGCAAGGCGGGCUUCCGUGGAACAGGCUUCGACUGUAAAGCCAUUCCCAAAGUGAUUAUUGAACCCCCCAGGCCAGGAAAAACUCCCACAAUCAACAUCUCCCAUGGUAACAGAGUCCCUGAUUAUGAUCCAAGAACCACCACCGUUUCCACUACAACUACCACAGUGAGAACAUCGACAGUAGCCAGGAGGACCCGACCUACGACAACAAUGACUGCGCCCCCCAAGAGGGUAACCCCUGCCCCCACCCAGAGACCACGCAUAACCGCACACAGGGCACCCGUCCCCCCCACGCGUGAGCCAACCGCCACCACGCCCGUACAAGAGGCUCCACUGACCACCACCCGUCAGCCUCCGCUCCCGGAAGUCACCACCACGGACGACAGCAUCCACAACGAGAUCACCCAGAAACCGCGAGGCGACGUGCAUAUUCCUCGAAUUCGUGGGCACGACAAUGUUUUGGAUAUAGAUUUUGAUAUUGAAUUGGGAAACAUUGCGAAAGACGACUCAGAUGCCAGUUUUCUAAGCUGCACUUUUGAUAACGGUAUGUGUGGAUGGAUCAGAGACAGGGGAGGUGACUUGCACUGGGAAACAACACCAAAUCCUGCAGGUGGGAAAUACCUGACGAUCCCUGAGGUGGGGGAGAAGAGGAGCGGGAGGGGAGCUCGCCUGGUCCUGCCCCUGAGCAAGGCCUGGAGUUCAGGCAACCUCUGCCUCUCCUUCCGGCACAAGCUGUCGGGCCACCACGUGGGCACCCUGCAGGUGUUCGUCCAGAAGGGGGCCCAGAACAGCCCGGCCGUGUGGGGCAGGACGGGGGGCCAUGGCUGGAGACAUACCCAGAUCACACUGUGGGACACAGGCCUGGAAAGCGUGAUCUUGAAGGGCGAGCGCAGGAGAGGACGGAUCGGAGAAAUGGCAAUGGACGACCUCAGUCUGAUGAAAGGCUCCUGCUCCGAGGACCACAAUCUGAGGAGACUUUAACAGAAUGCCUGGAAACAUUCAAACAGUUGGAUAAACACCCUCUCCUCUCCAGAAAAAAAAAGGCUGUGAAGGAAUUCUUAAGAAGAACAUGACUUUGAACCCAGAGGAGGUGUUCCCGCAGCCUCUCCCCCCUUUGGUUCUUCUCAUCUGUGUCCUGCGCAUGCCCUCGCCAUACAGAGGCUGCAUUCCUCAAGUCAAACACAACGUCCAUUCACUCACACCACCAGGAAGCCUCUUCAGGCACAUGGAACUGGGAUGUGCCAGAGACUUAACGCUGAAUUUAAUUCGCUGGCACAUGGUGUCUGUGCUUUUUCGCUCUGCAAAAAAUCUUGUGAAAUCAGUUACAGUAACCAGAUGAAGAUUUUACUUUGUUUUUUUUUUUAAUAUUUCAAAAGUCAGUGUUCUAGAACUCCAUUGCGUUCCGUUACCAGUAGUGAUUCUUACAUCAGCAUUAGAAUGUUCAGUUCAGAACAUCCUACUCACAUAUUUACUUCAUUUUAAGAGUUGUUUUGUGGAACUAUACUCAAAAGACAUAGGCAAAAUAAAUUGACGGAUAUAGAUGUUCUACAAUAGGCAUCAAGUAAUGAGAUACAAUAAAUUCCAUCUCAGCCAUAAAUUAUUAUUGAUUAACACAGCCAAAUUAAUUAUCCUUUUAUAAAAGAUUAUUUAUUUAUUUUGUACUAUUUAGGAUGCAGUUCUAGACCCAGUUUGUUUUGUAUUUAAAUGUAUAUUUAUUUGAAAGUAAACAAAAUAAUGUUAUCUGUAAGCCUUGAUCUUUCACUUGAGUUUGCCUGUUAAACAAACCCAUGGCUAAUUUUAUCAGAGGAGAAACAGUAUGAUGGACACAUAUAAACUAGGACUUCGUUCACUUCCCCAUUUUCUAUAGGUAUAAUGUCAUAGGUAUAGGUAUAAUGAGUUAUAAUAUUCUAUGUGUUGCAUCUAAAUACCAAUACAUCUUCUGAAACUCUCUUAGUUUUCAUACAGUAUGUGUUUAUCAGCAGGCACUGUUUGUUCUCAUUCUUUGAAUAAAUACAUGAAUACAAUCUCCUAUUUGCUGUAAAGGUGAGACACCACAUGAGCUACGAUUGGCUGCCAUUAUUUGCUUUCCUCCUCGAUCCGUCAUCUAUGUCUUUUUAUUAAUUUACUCUUCAAUCAACAUCUAAUUCAGACGGAAAAAAUACUGAAUGAUUAUUGCUAUUUUGGAGUAACCAAUGUGCUAUGUGCUGUAGUCUUAAUGGUGCUGUUUAUGAUGAUGAUGACGAUGAGUUAUUUUCAUUAUGUAUACCAUAAAAGUGUAUUAUUGGAAACCAUAUGUGUACAUACUGUAUUCUAACACUGCUCUUGUGAUAUAAAGUAAAAUGUGUGGUACAUGGUAGUAAUGUGUGCAAUUCUGAUGAGAAACCGUUGGUUUUCAUUGUUUAAGACUGUCAUGGAGUUGGCUGAAACCAUGUAGACAUCUAUUCUUAAUUCUUAUUUUCUUGAGCAGAAAUUAUUUGUAUUUUAGCAUUUAGCAGUAUAUGUGACCAUGUUAAUAGAGUUUAACCAAGGGAAAUAGAAUAGGCCAGUGCAUAUGACUACACUUUCCCCUGCCGUGCAAUCUUUUCAUUUAGAGCCGUAAUUAACAAUCAGCACUGUCAAUUAUGCCUGACCCGAAAAUAUGAAAAUGGCAGGGUUAGAUGAAAUGCAAACCAGUUUUAUUUUUCAAUUUAUUACUAAAUUACAAUAAUUAAUAUGGCUUAACCUUGAGGUCUUCAAUUGAACUAUAAUCAUACUAAUAAUGUCUGUUUGUGAAUUCACGAUUGGCUGCAUCAGCCAUCUUCUGUCUACAGAUCUACAGUAUGCCUCUACAGUAAACGUCCAUGCCUUGUCCCUUACGGAAAGGAGCAGAACAGUGAGUUGUGUACAGUCAUUAUAUUGAUCAUUAUUUCUUUUUUUAAGAAUUGUAAAUUGAAGAAGUGUGAUUAUCCUGCUGUGUUCAGUCAGUGAAUAAAUCCAGCAGGAACAAGGCUGUA